CGAUACGAGAAAAGGAUGUAUGAACUUGGCGCGGGCAAACAGUUUAAGAAGAUGGGUUCACUUGUCGCUCGAUCAAGUCCAUAUUACAUGGUGGCAAACCAGAGGUCCAUAUAAUGAUUACAUCAUUCAACGUGUGCUCAGGUGCUGUUAUGGUUGAACUUCCCCUUCUAUUAUUCGAUUUUAGAAUCCAAGACCCUGAACACAGAUCUGUUCUGGGUUGAUUGCUUCUUGCUAAGAACAAGUAAUCACAUCACUCGAUGAGGAUAGGCACGAGCUAUACAAAAGCAGCUCGCUCACGAAAACCAAACGUCAGAGGGUGGUGAUAGCUCCAAGCCAAAGAUACUCCUUCUCGAGAUGCAAGCAAAUAAAGAAGAAGAAGAAGAAGAUGCAGACGUUGGUAUCAAGAGAAGGAGAAAGAUGGAGGGAGGGGCAGAGAUUAAGUCCGUCAUUGAAGAGCUCUCUCUGAUGUUCAAGCUCAAACCAGUCGUGACCAGAGCUAGGAAUGGCGAAGAAAAAGACGAACCGCGUGAUGAGGCCUUCCAUGUACCAACAAGGGCUUUUCUUUCUCUCUGCAGCUUAGUCCUUGAAGUUCUUGAUAAGGUUGGUCCCACAAUGGCCGUUCUGAGAUUAGACGUCCAUCGAAAUGUUCAGCGAGUGGAGUUGUUCAAAGAAUCCGACCCAUCGAAGUAUUCAAAUUUGGCUGAGAUGAUAAAGAAAGAGGCAGGUGAAGGCAAUGCAAGAAAAAGUAACAGCUGCAGCAAAGCAAUAGUUUGGCUUACUAGAUCCAUGGACUUGAUGGUGGCAUUAUUACAAAGGUUAGCUAAUGAUCCUGGACAGAAGAUGGAACAAGCAGUGGAGGAGUCCUACAAUGUCACCUUAAAGCCGUGGCAUGGAUGGAUUUCCUCAGCCGCCUUCAAAGUUGCCCUUCAACUGGUGCCCGAAACAAAAACAUUCAUCAACUUCCUCAAGACAAAAGAUGACAGCUAUGAAAACUUCAAAGAGGACACACAGACCUUUGUUUCGUUAAUCUCUCCUGUCCUGGAAGAGAUCCACUGUAUCCUGAAAGUUUAUGGCUUGGAUAGGUUGAAAUCUAUUUAAGGAGAUCGCACGAAGGACCUCCAGACUUGUACAGUUAUUACUAGUCAUGAAGUUUUGAACUUUCUUUUUUGUGUUUUUAAUUUUCCCCUCCUGGCAUCAUCACCCUCUCUAGUAAUUACAUGCCAUUAGCUUCUUGAGCAGAGUUGGCUUGGGCUCUGAAAGAGCUGAACUUGUGAAAGGUACAAGAAACUUUGUGUACAGUCCUGUGUUACUUCAAAAGUUACAGAUAUACAGAGAGUGCAUUUUCCGUCAA
This is a messenger RNA of Syzygium oleosum, 1351 nucleotides long. RefSeq names its product glycolipid transfer protein 3-like. Gene Ontology annotation, biological process: ceramide transport; intermembrane lipid transfer. The transcript has 7 exons. Gene Ontology annotation, cellular component: cytoplasm; membrane; cytosol. Bases 355 to 1098 code for a protein of 247 amino acids. NCBI's taxonomy places the organism in Eukaryota, Viridiplantae, Streptophyta, Magnoliopsida, Myrtales, Myrtaceae. The record is from RefSeq and is a predicted model, not a curated record. Gene Ontology annotation, molecular function: ceramide 1-phosphate binding; ceramide 1-phosphate transfer activity.